Paramecium tetraurelia is the source of this 5574-nucleotide messenger RNA. RefSeq lists its product as uncharacterized. NCBI's taxonomy places the organism in Eukaryota, Ciliophora, Oligohymenophorea, Peniculida, Parameciidae. The transcript has 5 exons. Gene Ontology annotation, cellular component: RNA N6-methyladenosine methyltransferase complex. The record is from RefSeq and is a predicted model, not a curated record. Gene Ontology annotation, molecular function: RNA binding.
AUGAGUUAUCCUAUGGAUCACUUUGUAUAAUUGUUAUACUUCGAUAACUUAGAGCAUUUGGAAAGUGGUUAGAACCAAACAAGAUAGAAAGUUAAAGAAGGAAAGGUGUGUGAUGAAAUCAUAUUUUAAUCACUUGUCAAAGUCUAGUUGAUCAGAAUUGUCAAACCAGGUUAUAAUGUGCAUUAGAAUCUCAAAAAAUUAAUUACAAUUACUCAAAGCGAAGAGCCUAUACGUAAUUUGGAGAUUUUUGCUAAAUCAUAUUAGACCAACAAACCAUAAUCUAGAUAUCAACUUCUCUUUGGAAGUCCUGAAAUCUCUUCCAACAAUUGUGAUAUCCUCAUCACACUCGAAUAGCCAUAAAUCACCGAUUUUAUUGUGUUUAGAGGACAAUAUAAACGACUUACAAUUUGCAUGUAUGGUGAAAUCAUGUCAGGACAAUCGAUUCAAAGUUACAAUCCUACUUAUGGUAAGAAUAUUGGAUUACAGGAGUUGAAUGAUGUAAUUGAUGCCAGAAUUUAAAGAGUACGCGCAAUUACUUAACCAGUUGAUAACAAAAUCUAUUAGCAGAUCAUUAAGUAGAGGAAUCAAGUUUUGGAUCACAUUUACAACCAAGAGAAUUACCAUUUAUGUGUUGACAAUAUUCAACCAUAAUUAUUACUUGAAGAUAAACAGUUCAAUUAAUAGGAGUCAUAAAAAUAAAUAGAAAUAUUGGCUAAGGAAUUGAAAUCAAUAGAUUAAGACUAUGAUUUUGUAGAUAAGCAAUUGGUGUCAUUGUAUCAUGAGAAAUUGGAAUAAAUGCAUAGAGUUUUAACUAAACAUUUAAAACAUUCAAAGGCAGACAUCCAUUCAGCUGCGCAUUUCAAUGAUGUUGAUCGUAUUUACAAAUUGCUCCCUACUUCACUUGUGGAUUCUGUGAUCUUUGCAAUCAACGCAUCCUAUUCUUCAGCCAUAAGAGCAUUUCCAAUUAUCAUUUAAUUAUUCAGUUCAAAAUACCAUGCCUUAUUAUUUUUGGAUAAGGGAGGCUUAAAUAAGUUAUUGGAAUUUCUGAUUGAGAAACAACAAUCCCCCAGCUACUUCAAAUUGAAGGUGAUUGAGACUUUGUAUAAUUGUAUGAAUCAUGUUGAAUUUUGUAAUGAAUUGAUUACUCGAAAUGUGGAGAUCAAAACACAAGAUUCUGAGAAAUCACCGAAGAAGAAGAAGAAAGUGAAGAAGGAUAAAGAGAAGAAGAAGAAGGAGAACAAGGAGGGCAAGAAGAAGAAGAAUAAGAAGAAGAGUAGAAGCAGGAGUAGGAGUAAGAGUAAAUCGAUAACUCAGGAGUAGCAGCAGUUUACAAGUGAAUAAGUGAGCAAUUUUAAUGGGUUUCAACUGUUGGCUUAUACGGCAUCAAAAAACGAAGACGAGAAGAUCGUUUAAGCAUGUCAUGUGGCUUUGAACAGAUUGUAGAUUUAUGUGAGAUUUAGGAAGUUGAAGAACAUGAUUGAUUUGGUUUAUUAGGGGAAAUUGGCAUUUACUGAGGAUGGAACCAUGGAGUUCUUAAUGAAUAAUCUACCAUAUCAGUGGGAAUUCGAGAAUCUUGUGGGACUGGAUUUGUUUCUGUUUGCUGUUUAGAAGGACUUUUAUUGUGAUAAGUAGAGGGAAUUGAUGUACUGUUUGUUUGAUGCAGAGAAGACGAAGACUGCCAAUUUUAAGUUGGUUAAGGAGAUAUUGUAGAUGAAGGAAUUAUGUAUAACAUAUGCAAAUGCAAUGUGGUUUAAGUAGAUGUAAUUUAUGAAGUAUAUUGCUGCUAUGAUGGUGCUUGGUUAGAAUUAUAGUUAGUGUUGUUAGUUGAUUUAUCGCAUCUUAUAAAUUAAGGGGGGCAUAGUGGUUAUUUGUCAGGAGACUACAGCCCUAAAGUUGAUAAUAAGAGUCUUAACCAAAAACAAUGAUAUAUAAUUAUUAAAUUUAAUAAAAUCAUCAUUAGUUUUGAUCAAUUUAAUGGAUUAAAUUUACAUUAAACUAUUAGGUUCUGAUUAUGAUUAUGAAUUGAUAUCAUUGUUAGGUUAAUUGUAAUAAUACACUGAAGAAUAAGAUGAAAUAACUCAGAAUUGUGCAGCUGUUACUCAUUUGAUGAAUAAUGAAUUCUUCAGUGAAGCCUUAUUGUAUAUCAUGUCAGUAACAAAGUUGGAUGACAUAAUUGAACAUGAAGUUGAAAUUACAAUCUAGUCUCAUAUCUUCAUCAAUAUUCUAAGGUACAAUGAUACACAUAAUGGACUAUUUUUGGCUGAUAGACUUCUAGCCCCCAAUGCUCGCUUUAUUAAGUUCAUCAACACAGAGAAAUCCAGAUUCAGCGCAGAUUUUAGAUUAUCACAAAUCCUAUUAUCUGGAGUAUUAGAACCUUACGAAUUAUUUUUGGCCAAAGAUACAACUAAAGCUAUUAGGGAGUCCUUUCAUGCUAAGUUGAAAUUUGUUGCAAUCAAUCAAGAUCCUGAUAAGAAUAAGUUGAAGGAAUAUUUUGGAGUGGGAGAACACAAGAAAGGAAUUCAUGAGGAAUUGAAAUCUGAAUUUAGACUCUUGGGAACAUUUGAUUAACCUUAUUAAAGUUUACAGUUUUUAGAUGGAGCAAUCAAAAUAUUUAAAUGGUUGUGUGACUGUAAUAAGUUUUAUUUCAUUCCAUUCUUUGAACAUGAAGUGAUAGCAGGAGUGGAAUGCUUUGCUGGAAAAUUGAUUAAUUUAUUUUCAGCCAUGACUUCAAAAAACAUAUAAACUGAAUAUAUGUUGAUUAAGUUACCAAAUUAAUAGUAGAUCUUGAGACAUUAUUUUGAUCUCACUUACAAUACUAUAGAAUUGAUCUAAGAAAGAUUGAAAUUCAGAGUAUAAUUGGGCUGCGAGAGUUCAUUCCAUUCCAAUGACUUAUGUAAGAUCCUCAUCGAUUUAUGGGUGUCCUUAUAAAAGGUCUAGCCUAAUGGACUCAGAGGUUGCAAAUAAAAAGUGGAAAGUUUAUUGAACAUUCUUAGGAAUUGCUUCAAUUAUGUUAUCACACUAAAUUCAUUCUAAGAAGAAGAUAAUGAACAAUUGAAGAUCCAUGUUUAACAAGGGAAUCAAGAGAUCUAGACUUUAUUUUAAUCUUUGUAUUUGUCAGCAUUCAGAAACUAAGAAGAGUAAAAGUACAUUCUGAAUCUGAUGCAAUACUUGAUUAAAGAUAAUUAAAAUAAACCAUAAUUUAGCAAUAACCUCUUCAAUGUAUUGUUUAAGCCAAUGCGUAAAAAUGAUGACGAAUUUGAAAAUUACACAAAGAAUGGAGACCUUGGAUUUCUUAUUGAUACCAUGGGAGAAUAAAAAUGUCUAUAAAAUCUGAUGUAAUCUUCUUUAAGAACAUUCGAUUCAACUUUGCAAAAUGAAAUGUUCAAAGUCUUAAGAAAUCUAUUGGAAUUGUAUGAUCAUAACAUUUCAUAGCAUCUGUUCAAAAUAAUUGAAGAUCAACUCAAGAAUUAUUCCAAUAAAAUUAAAGCCUUGGCCAAGAAGGAAGAUCAAUAACUCUAUUUGAAAUAUCGAUAAGAUUGGGUACUUUUGGGAUUAUUCUUAACUCAAGCUAUAGAUAUCUGUCUAUGCAACUGCGGUUUCAUGUACAUAUUUAAUUAUGAACAUUUGAAUGAAGACAUGAUCAAAAUAUACAAAUUGAUAGAUGCUGAAAAUGAUUACUGUGACACGUAACCAACUGAGAAGGCUUAUAAAUUACUGAUUGUAACAUUGCGUAAUCAAAUUCUACAAAUCUUCAAAAAGGCUGUAGAUCAUGAAUGCGGUGUUAGUCAAUUCUUAUAAUCGGAAUCUCAAUCCUACUAGUAUUUAAUCGAAGACAUUCCUCAUAUCACCUAUUUGUAGGAUUUGCUUAAAAGUUUGGCUAAGAAUUUAGUAAAGCAUAUUGAAUACUCAGAAGAUUCCAAAGAAUACUAUCAUCUGAAUUUAAUAUCAUCUAAAUUAAUCAUCGAGAUCUUGGAAUGUACUUCGAAGAACAUCGUUGGUCAAAAUAUCCUCCUAUAUUCUGAUUACACUUAAAAUCCUUACAAAGCUAAACCUAUUUUCUAAUUGUAUAGUAUUGUAGAUUUAGUUCAGCAAUCUCUUCUCAAUUACACCAACUUACCAUUUCAGCCAGUCUACACAGCAAUUAUUGAACAAUUCAUCAGUUUACUAUUCCGAUUAUUUGUAUCUAUAUCCAAUAAUGUCAUUCACCCAGGAGAUGUAAGAAAAAGAGCCAUUUAGACACUCUUGUUUAACAAACAGGAAAACAUCGUUGAUUUCAUUACUAAUCUUUCUAAUUAACUGACCAACAUCCCCUACUUCCUUAAACAUUUAAAAUUGCUCCAAUACUUAUUGAAAUAAAUCGAAUCCAACAACAAAGAAAUUAAGGAUCAAAAUGUAACAUUGCCCAGUGAACCACGCUCACACUAAGUUGUCUUUUAAUUAAUACAAGAAAAGAUUUAACAAUAGCAAUCUAAAGUAAAGCAACAGUAGGUCUUGAGUUCCUUCUUCAAAUCAACUGUUUUGGAAGGUGAUAAAAUGUUGAAAUACUAAUCACUCACAGUAAGUGAAGUGACCCCAUGGAAAUUGGCAUUUAAAGAAUUGAAAAAAGAACCCCCAACUCAAUCAAACACAUUCUUAUUCCCAGAAGUGCUCUAUAGAGAUAAAAUUUUCAAGAUGGUUCCAUUGGAAAUACCAGCAUAUCCAAAAACAAUUAUAAAUGACAUUAUGUCUCUAUAGAUUAGACAACCCAUGAUUUCCAAGGAUAGAAUAGGGUUUGCCAAGAUAUCAACAGUUCAACCUACUUUAGAACAAAUAAGACCUGCAGUUCCUAUUCCUAUUAGAACACCAACAGUGGAAGCUCCCCCUCCUCUUUAUAAGCCAGAAAUGAUGUUCCCAUUGUAGCAACCCAAUGUGUAACCUCACCAAAAUCCUAUAAACAGCACUCCUGUAAUUCCGAUUCGGCCUUAAAAUGCAAACAGCAAUUACAAUCUAUUGGAUUCGAUAGCUCCUCCUGUUACUUUCCAUCAAUUGGAAGAUCCACGACUUUCAAGAAGACAAGAUUUUAAUAUGCAUCCAUUGUAACCGAUUUAAUAAUAGAGUGGCAUUCAGUAGCAACAAUAAUAGCAAAUAUAAUAGUAAUAGGCCAUGCAACAACCCAUCCAUUAGCCUUAUCCAAUUCCUUAAAUCCCCAUGUAUAUGCCUUAAAUGUCUGCUCAAAUGGGCAGUUAAUUACCUAGUCAGAUGGCUCCUCCAAUGUAAUAAGUAUAGCCUCCUUAAAUCUAAUAACAAAUUCAACAGCCAGGUCUGCAAUAACCUAUGAUGCAUUUGCAUCCCUAACACUCUAUUUCGUAGCAACCGCCAGUGUAACAGCCAUAAGUACAACAACAGCAGUAGCCAAAUGAAUUGGCAGAGUUGAUUGCAAUGAUGAACGAAUAGGAGAAGGCAAUUCUGAGGGAGUUUUUGACUUCAAAGGAUCCAAGAAAGUUGGAGUAGUUGGAAUAGAAGAGAAUUGAGUAUCCGAGAAUUGAUUAAUUUUUAAUGGCGCUUUAACAAUAACAAAAAAGGAGAGGCUAAUGA